AUGCACAAGAAAACUCACAUGGAAGCAAUGAGCAUGGAGGAAAAAUGCGCCCUUGAAGUGUUACAACAACCUCAUGAUGACUUCAGUGAUUGGGCAUUUGAUGGUGAUGAUGGUUUUGGCAUGAGCAUAUUGGAUGGCUCCAAGCCAAUAGACAUUAGCCAUGCAGGUGGAGAGCUACAGGAACUUACCCAAGAACUCGUGGGUGACUUCUGGAACAUUGUUGAGACUUAUGGUGUCAUCAGAAACAUGAAGACAUCUCGUGUUCAUCGCAUAGACUACAGGAACAGGCGUGACAGGACUAGGCACCAUACAGAAGCUUUUGACAGGCAAAUGACAUUGGAUGGGCGAGGUUUUUUCUCUCACUACUCGGAUAGGACACAAGAUGUGAAUACAGGAUCGAUUGCUAUAAAGGUGGUAGAUGUGUUUUACACUGAAAGGCUACCUCUGAGUAUUCUACUUACUGAUGCCUUUACUGCAUCUGCACUUGCCUAUGUGAGGACAUUGUGUGACCUGCAAGACUGCUUUAUACUAUGGACGGCAAUGAUUCACUCAAACAACAACAACAACAACAACAACAACAACAACAACAUACCUCCACGCUCUGCUGAACUCCCAUCUAUGCAAGUGGUUCGGAGUGACCGAUAUCUGCCAAGAGAGUAUAUUGAUCAGUUUGUGGCCAACUCACCUGCAGAUAUGAUGGCAGACAACAAUGAGCUUCUUGCUUCUUUUGCUGACAUGGUCCAGAGCAGUGAACAAUCAAAAUACCCUCUAGCAGUGGUCUCAAAACUACUAGAUACAUUCAGGAAGGACCUGGGCAGUGGCUACAAUGUCAGUUCUGAAGUUCUGUGGGAUGCCAUGCACAUGACCUCAACCACACUUCCCUCGUUGGAGCUUUCCAUGGACAUGCUCACCAAUGCCUUUGCCAACUCAAUCAUCUCACUACCUAUAUUGAUGGACUCGGACUUGAAGAUCUUGAAGGGUGCAAAUGCAUAUUUUCAAAGUCCAAUGCACUUGCUGCAUCUGUCCAUUAUGCCAGCAUCUUCCACCAGCGACAGGCCAUUGCUAACUACUUUCAACAUAAUGAUGAUUUUGAGGUAUAUGCAAACCUUAGCAUUCAAUGUGCUCCAUGAUGGUCAAAGAAUGCUGCCCAAACUGAUGGUUGAGCUUGGUGUCACAGAUGAGAACGCAUUUGACGCUUGGCUAGCCAAGGAGCACAACUACCUAAUGUCCCUAACACAAGAACCUGAAAGCAAGACACUCCAAAUGGAAUAUUGGCAGAGGCUGGUGAACUUGUCUGGGAGCAAACAUGCAAUUGAGAAUUAUGAGAAGGAUUUGAAGGUUGUACAGGAGCUUGAGGUCAAGCUUGGGAUCACUCAUAGAUGGGUACUGGAUGAUCAGGAGUGGAGGGAUGUGGGUCGUCUAGUUGCCAAUUGCAAGUUGCAAUGUGUGCUUGAUAACCUGGAAGGUUUGGUUAUCACCCAAAUUUUCGAGCUCUCAAAGAUGAAUCAAGUGGGAACAGGUUACAAGCUUCGUAAACACAUUGGCAAAGCCUUGCAAAUGCAUUCAGCAGCCAUCCGCACAGCUCUUGACAGAUUUACAGCAUACCAUCUCCACCAUUUGCAUGAAAUCACUGCAUUACCAGGCUUUACAGGACCAACAACACCAGGAGAAAGUAUGGAGGAAGGCCCUGGUGCAGCUGCUGUGUGCAUUCCAGCAGUGCUCAUUCCCACAAGCCUCACUAUGAUGGAGGGAGAAGAAGAUGAAGUGCUAGAGGACCUUGAUGAGGAGGAGAUUGCUGACACAGACAGGGAGGAGAACUCUCGCAUCCUCGAAGACAUCCUGCAGGUUGCUGUUGAUGCUUGA
Molecule: messenger RNA, 1863 nt
Organism: Suillus subaureus
Lineage: Eukaryota; Fungi; Basidiomycota; Agaricomycetes; Boletales; Suillaceae
Exons: 15
Coding region: 1-1863 (620 amino acids)
Source: RefSeq, a predicted model, not a curated record